Molecule: messenger RNA, 2643 nt
Organism: Dovyalis caffra
Lineage: Eukaryota; Viridiplantae; Streptophyta; Magnoliopsida; Malpighiales; Salicaceae
Source: the annotation of a GenBank genome assembly
AUGGUGAACGAAAAUCCUUUCAAGUCUAUAUUGAAGACACUUGAGAAGCCUGGUGGCGAAUUUGGCAAGUACUAUAGCUUGCCUGCUCUCGAAGACCCCAGAAUUGAUAGAUUGCCAUAUUCAAUUAAGAUCCUUUUGGAAUCGGCGAUCAGAAACUGCGACGAAUUUCAGGUUAAGAGUAAGGAUGUUGAGAAGAUUAUUGAUUGGGAGAAUACUUCUCCUAAACUAGUUGAAAUUCCAUUCAAGCCUGCUAGAGUUCUUCUUCAGGAUUUCACUGGUGUUCCUGCUGUUGUUGACCUUGCUUGCAUGCGAGAUGCGAUGAAUAAUCUGGGAGGUGAUUCUAAUAAGAUCAAUCCAUUGGUUCCAGUUGAUCUUGUUAUUGAUCACUCGGUUCAGGUUGAUGUGGCAAGGUCAGAAAAUGCAGUGCAGGCAAAUAUGGAGCUUGAGUUCCAGAGAAACAAAGAAAGAUUUGCUUUCCUUAAAUGGGGCUCAAAUGCUUUCCAAAAUAUGCUUGUUGUUCCUCCUGGGUCUGGUAUAGUUCACCAGGUCAACUUGGAAUACCUUGGGAGAGUGGUGUUCAACUCAAAUGGUUUGCUUUACCCUGAUAGCGUUGUUGGAACAGACUCGCACACUACCAUGAUAGAUGGAUUAGGUGUUGCUGGUUGGGGAGUUGGUGGGAUAGAAGCUGAGGCUGCAAUGCUUGGCCAGCCGAUGAGCAUGGUCCUGCCUGGUGUGGUUGGUUUUAAGUUAUCAGGAAAACUUAGAGAUGGUGUUACAGCGACUGAUUUGGUUUUGACUGUAACUCAAAUGCUGAGAAAGCAUGGGGUUGUUGGCAAGUUUGUUGAGUUCUACGGUGAGGGCAUGAGUGAAUUGUCACUAGCAGACCGUGCUACUAUUGCCAACAUGUCUCCUGAGUAUGGUGCAACCAUGGGUUUCUUUCCUGUGGAUCAUGUCACACUGCAAUAUCUGAAACUAACAGGCAGAAGUGAUGAAACUGUCUCUAUGAUAGAAUCCUAUUUAAGAGCUAACAAGAUGUUUGUGGACUACAGUGAGCCCCAGAUUGAGAGAGUGUACUCUUCUUAUCUAGCAUUGAACCUUGAGGACGUGGAACCUUGUAUAUCAGGACCUAAGAGGCCCCAUGAUCGAGUUCCUUUGAGAGAAAUGAAAGUUGAUUGGCAUGCAUGCUUAGACAACAGGGUUGGAUUUAAGGGAUUUGCUAUACCAAAAGAAUCUCAAAGCAAGGUUGCUGAGUUCAAUUUUCACGGGACUCCGGCCCAACUCAGGCAUGGUGAUGUUGUCAUAGCUGCUAUUACUAGUUGCACAAAUACCUCAAACCCUAGUGUCAUGCUCGGAGCUGCUUUGGUUGCAAAGAAAGCUUGUGAACUAGGAUUGGAGGUAAAACCAUGGAUUAAGACAAGUCUUGCUCCAGGUUCUGGGGUUGUAACCAAAUACUUGGAAAAGAGUGGCUUGCAGAAGUAUCUGAAUCAGCUAGGAUUUCAUAUUGUUGGUUAUGGAUGCACUACUUGCAUUGGGAAUUCUGGAGAUAUAGAUGAAGCUGUGGCGUCAGCUAUCACUGAAAACGAUUUAGUGGCUGCUGCUGUGUUGUCUGGGAAUAGGAAUUUUGAGGGUCGUGUCCAUCCUUUAACAAGAGCUAAUUAUCUUGCUUCGCCCCCACUUGUGGUAGCCUAUGCACUUGCUGGAACGGUGGAUAUUGAUUUUCAGACAGAGCCAAUUGGUGUAGGAAAAGAUGGAAAGAAGAUACUUUUCAGGGAUAUUUGGCCCUCUAAUGAUGAAGUUGCUCAAGUUGUUCAAUCAAGUGUGCUGCCUGAUAUGUUUAAGGCUACAUAUCAGGCAAUCACCAAGGGCAAUCCCAUGUGGAAUCAGUUAUCUGUUCCUUCGGGCACUCUGUAUGCUUGGGACCCCAAAUCAACAUACAUACAUGAGCCACCAUAUUUCAAAAGCAUGACUAUGUCUCCUCCUGGACCACAUGGUGUGAAGGAUGCUUACUGCUUGCUCAACUUCGGGGACAGUAUUACAACUGAUCACAUUUCACCAGCUGGCAGCAUCCACAAGGACAGUCCUGCUGCUAGAUACCUCAUGGAGCGUGGGGUCGAUAGAAGGGACUUCAAUUCCUAUGGAAGUCGUCGUGGUAAUGAUGAAGUGAUGGCAAGGGGCACAUUUGCUAACAUUAGAAUUGUUAACAAACUGUUGGGAGGAGAAGUUGGGCCUAAAACAAUUCAUAUUCCCACUGGAGAGAAACUCUCUGUGUUUGAUGUUGCGAUGAGGUACAAGAGUGAGGGACAUGAUACAGUUAUUUUGGCUGGUGCUGAGUAUGGGAGUGGAAGUUCUCGUGAUUGGGCUGCGAAGGGUCCAAUGCUACUGGGUGUGAAAGCAGUGAUAGCCAAGAGCUUUGAGCGAAUUCAUCGCAGUAAUUUGGUGGGAAUGGGUAUCGUUCCCCUUUGUUUUAAGUCUGGGGAGGAUGCUGAGACACUUGGCUUGACUGGGCAUGAGCGCUACAGCAUCGAUCUUCCUAGCGAUGUGAGUGAGAUUAGACCAGGUCAAGAUGUUACAGUGGUGACAGACAAUGGCAAAUCAUUUACAUGUACCUUGCGUUUUGAUACAGAGGUAAUGAUGGAAACUUAG